Molecule: messenger RNA, 13644 nt
Organism: Coregonus sp. 'balchen'
Lineage: Eukaryota; Metazoa; Chordata; Actinopteri; Salmoniformes; Salmonidae
Source: the annotation of a GenBank genome assembly
CACACAUGCCAAGAGAAACAAACAACAGAACAUCAACAAGGACCAGAGCGAGGUGACAGACAGCUUUUUAAGAUAAUCGUAUUCUUAUUUAUAACUACAGUUUAGGUCCAACGAGACUUUUGGGAGCGACACAGCAAGGAAAGUGGAAUCAGCAAACCUCGGUCCCUUAAAAGCUCACUGACUCAGUGGUCACGACGAAUGAAGCUGAAGCCAGGUAUAUGAGCCGAGGUGAAAUGCUAGGCUAGCUAACGAACGUUACCUUAUCACCUGCGAGUCGUCGUAGCUAAGCAGUAAACGUAACUAACUUAGCUAGCUAACGUUAGCUGUCAAACCAGCUCUCAAACCGAAGUGAUCACGAACCGUUACAUAUUAAAUAUAUAUUUCCAUUUGAUACAGUCAGUUUAGUCAUUUAACUAGCAAAAGUGACACAACAAACUUGGUUCUCUCUUUUCUUACGACAUUCCAACACAGUCUGAACUUUCACAUGAGCUGGCUAGCUCUCUGACUCUGGUUCUCUCCAAUAGCCGAUUAAACUCAACUCUGCGAUUUAAUAUGGAGGUGAGCGGCGACUAGUGUGGCUGUGGGCGGAAGUUUAAUAAAUAACAACUGUUACUGAUUUCAGCACCCAAAGAAUAGCCCACAAUUACACAAUUGCUGGAUAUUCUUUGGGUGAUGAAAUCAGUAGCUCGUUUUUAAUAACGUCGUUGUAUGUGACGUCUUGGCUCGAGUCCCCCCAGACUAGUCACCGCUCAACUCCAUCGUAAAUCGAGUUGAGUUUAGUCGGCUAUCUCCAACCAUGCCUGUUGACAACGCUCAACAGGAUUAGCUAGCUAGCAUUAGCAUUGCCUUCCCUGCCCGCGGGCCCAGUAAGAAAUGUUCCCUUAUGCAUAAACUUUACCCAUAAAACCGAUUAGCCUGCCUAGAUCCCAUCUAGGUUAACGUUAGAUAACGCCAGCUUCUUGUCCAACUUUGACAGUGUAGCUGCUUAGUAUUUGCAACUGUCAGGCAUAGCUAGCUAGCUAGUAACAACAACAACUGCGUGUUUCACAUUGCUAGCUCUCGGUCGUUGUGUUUUUAAUGACAUAUCACACAUAGCUAAGCUAAAAUUUCUUCCGCAGGAUGGCUGGUGUUUUCGAUAUUGACCUGGAGUCGGAAGACCUUAGCGAUGCAGAGGUGUGGAUUUGUCACUUGUUGGUUGGGGAUUUGAGGACAUUUUUUGUUAUUGAAGUAAAUUAGGGUACCUAACUAACUUCUUAUCAGAGUGUCAGAUCAGGGCAGUGUUCAAUGUAGUGAAGAAAACGCCCAGACAAUUGCAGCUAGAAUCCCCAAAACAAAAUACAGUGGAUUGCGAAAGCAUUCACCCCCCUUGGCAUUUUCCCUAUUUUGUUGCCUUACAACCUGGAAUUAAAAUGGAUUUGUUGGGGGUUUGUAUCAUUUGAUUUACACAACAUGCCUACCACUUUGAAGAUGCAAAAUAUGUUUUAUUGUGAAACAAACAAGAAAUAAGACAAAAAAACAGAACUUGAGCGUGCAUAACUAUUCACCCCCCCAAAGUCAAUACUUUUGUAGAGCCACCUUUUACAAGCAAUUAACAGCUGCAAGUCUCUUGGGGAAUGUCUCUAUAAGCUUGGCACAUCUAGCCACUGGGAUUUUUGCCCAUUCUUCAAGGCAAAACUGCUCCAGCUCCUUCUAGUUGGAUGCAAAGCAAUCUUUAAGUCAUACCACAGAUUCUCAAUUGGAUUGAGGUCUGGGCUUUGACUAGGACAUUCCAAGACAUUUAAAUAUUACCCCUUAAACCACUCAAGUGUUGCUUUAGCAGUAUGCUUAGGGUUAUUGUCCUGCUGGAAGGUGAACCUCCAUCCCAGUCUCAAAUCUCUGGAAGACUGAAACAGGUUUCCCUCAAGAAUUUCCCUGUGUUUAGCGCCAUCCAUCAUUCCUUCAAUUCUGACCAGUUUCCCAGUCCCUGCCGAUGGAAAAACAUCCCCACACCAUGCUCCUUGCCUGGUCUGUGACUUUUGGUGGGCGGCCCUCUUUUGGCAGGUUUGUUGUGGUGCCAUAUUCUUUCAAUUUUUUAAUAAUGGAUUUAAUGUUGCUCCGUGGGAUAUUCAACAUUUUGGAUAUAUUUUUAUAACCCAACCCUGAUCUGUACUUCUCCACAACUUUGUCCCUGACCUGUUUGGAAAGCUCCUUGGUCUUCAUGGUGCCGCUUGCUUGGUGGUGCCCCUUGCUUAGUGGUGUUGCAGACUCUGGGGCCUUUCAGAACAGGUGUAUAUAUACUGAGAUCAUGUGACACUUAGAUUGCACACAGGUGAACUUUAUUUAACAAAUUAUGUGACUUCUGAAGGUAAUUGGUUGUACCAGAUCUUAUUUAGGGGCUUCAUAGCAAAGGGGGUGAAUACAUAUGCACGCACCACUUUUCCGUUAUUAAUUUUUUGAAUUUUUUGAAAAAAGUUACUUUUUUCAUUUCACUUCACCAAUUCAUGUACAUUACAUGAAAUCCAAAUAAAAAUUCAUUUAAAUUACAGGUUGUAAUGAAACAAAAUAGGAAAAAUGCCAAGGGGGAUGAAUACUUUUGCAAGGCACUGUAUGUAUUCAUGUUCUGUGAUAUUAAAUUAUGCUAUCUUCAGUCUAUCUGCAGUGACCCUUCUUCACUUGUCUACAGUGAAUUAAUUUUGACCCCCUCUCUUCUGUCCCCCGUGCUCUGUAGGAUGACGUUUGUGACUUCACCGUAGCAGAGACAGACCCGUAAGUGGAACUCUGAACUUAGUCACUUUGUCCACCAUUCUUGCUUGAGCCUAUAUCUUUCACUGAAUCAUAUAAACUCACCCUCACUCAUUCCCCUCUUCCUCACUCUCUCUUAUCCCCCACUCUCUUAGUGUUCAGACAGAAGAGAUAGAGCUGACCAGUGCCAUUGUCAACAGAGACAGUGAGAGGAUCGGACCAGACAGCUUUGAGCUGCUAAGUGUGCUGGGCAAGGGGGGCUAUGGCAAGGUGUGUGUGUGUGCGUGCAUCUGUGUGUGUCAGUCAACCAGUGCGUGUUUGCGUUUCUAAGAAUUUCAGUUUCACAAUGUACUUUGGAAUACACCAAGCUCUUGAUCAGAAACUCAUCCCGUUUUUCAUCGACCUAUUUAACAAUUGUAUUUCUACUUGCAGGUUUUCCAGGUACGGAAAGUGCAGGGUGCACAGACGGGGAAGAUAUUCGCCAUGAAGGUUUUAAAGAAGGUACAUACGAUUCCUCUUAAUCAAUUUUCUCAACCAAAAGAAUGUUCUAAAUAUUGCUACGGUACCAGGGCAAAAUGUAAAAUCUCUAAAUACACAACUGACUAUCUCCUAUCUCCACCUCCCUCCCUCCUUCCACCCAUCCCUCUCUUUCUCUCCCUGCCAGGCGAAGAUAGUGUGUAACGCCAAGGACACAGCCCACACGCGUGCAGAGCGGGAGAUUCUAGAGACGGUGCGGCACCCCUUCAUUGUGGACCUGCUGUACGCCUUCCAGACCGGGGGUAAACUCUACCUCAUCCUGGAGUGUCUCAGUGGUGAGAGAUGGAGAGGGAUGGAUGGGAGGAGGUAGGAAGGGAGGGAGAGGGACCUGCUGUAUGCUUUCAACCUCAUCCUGAAGGGAGGGAGGGAGAGAGAGGGGAUCUGGGUAGGACAACCAUGUCUAUCUCUGAAUCCUGGCACUUCAACAGACACUUUUGACCUCAUGAGCGAAGGAGGAAGAGAUGGGAUCUGGGUAGGACAACCAUGUCUAUCUCUGAAUCCUGGCACUUCAACAGACACUUGUAUCGCUCGAUCUCCUUAAUCGUAUUGUUUUUGUUUCUUUAUCAGGUGGAGAACUGUUCAUGCAGCUGGAGAAAGAAGGAAUCUUCAUGGAGGACACUGCCUGGUAAGAGAGGGAGAUGCUUAGCUUCAGGUUAUCAUUGGGAAAGGAUACAAGAGUGAGGCUGAGGCCAUAAACAGCAGUGAAUUUCCAUGUGAACAUUUGUAGAAGAGAGGAGGAGAAGAAUAUGAGAACAAUAGCUUGACAGUAUGUGUUGUGCAUGCGUAAGAGGAGGAGUGUUAAUAAAUGUUUUCCCUCUUUGACAAAUAGUUUUUAUCUGGGUGAGAUCGUGCUUGCUUUGGGACACCUCCACUCAAACGGAAUCAUCUACCGAGACCUGAAACCAGAGAAUAUCAUGCUGAACCACCAAGGUGUGUCUGUCUGUCUGUUACAUAGAAAUCAAUAUCAGUGAGAUGAAUAUAGUAUAUAUUGUUUUAUAAUUGAUCUGCUAUCCAUUGGCUUAUUGUUAUAAUUUACAAUUGACACAGAUAUUAUAUCUCUGUCUUCCAGGACACAUCAAGCUGACUGACUUUGGCCUGUGUAAGGAGUCCAUUCAUGACGGCGCAGUCACGCACACCUUCUGUGGGACCAUAGAGUACAUGUGAGUCUAGCACCACACUGAUUUGAGAUGAGGAUGCUUUCUCUGAGUCAGCUGUCGCUCUCUGAAACUGCACUUUCUGUGAAUGACAGUAGGGGUCGCUAUAGUAUUCAGAGUUCAGAUAGGACUGAGUUCACCUACAGUGAGGGGAAAAAAGUAUUUGAUCCCCUGCUGAUUUUGUACAUUUGCCCACUGACAAAGAAAUGAUCAGUCUAUAAUUUUAAUGGUAGGUUUAUUUGAACAGUGAGAGACAGAAUAACAACAAAAAAAUCCAGAAAAACACAUGUCUAAAAUGUUAUAAAUUGAUUUGCAUUUUAAUGAGGGAAAUAAGUAUUUGACCCCCUCUCAAUCAGAAAGAUUUCUGGCUCCCAGGUGUCUUUUAUACAGGUAAUGAGCUGAGAUUAUGAGCACACUCUUAAAGGGAGUGCUCCUAAUCUCAGUUUGUUACCUGUAUAAAAGACACCUGUCCACAGAAGCAAUCAAUCAAUCAGAUUCCAAACUCUCCACCAUGGCCAAGACCAAAGAGCUCUCCAAGGAUGUCAGGGACAAGAUUGUAGACCUACACAAGGCUGGAAUGGGCUACAAGACCAUCGCCAAGCAGCUUGGUGAGAAGGUGACAACAGUUGGUGCGAUUAUUCGCAAAUGGAAGAAACACAAAAGAACUGUCAAUCUCCCUCGGUCUGGGGUUCCAUGCAAGAUCUCACCUCGUGGAGUUGCAAUGAUCAUGAGAACGGUGAGGAAUCAGCCCAGAACUACACGGGAGGAUCUUGUCAAUGAUCUCAAGGCAGCUGGGACCAUAGUCACCAAGAAAACAAUUGGUAACACACUACGCCGUGAAGGACUGAAAUCCUGCAAGGUCCCCCUGCUCAAGAAAGCACAUAUUCAUGCCCGUCUGAAGUUUGCCAAUGAACAUCUGAAUGAUUCAGAGAAGAACUGGGUGAAAGUGUUGUGAUCAGAUGAGACCAAAAUUGAGCUCUUUGGCAUCAACUCAACUCGCCGUGUUUGGAGGAGGAGGAAUGCUGCCUAUGACCCCAAGAACACUAUCCCCACCGUCAAACAUGGAGGUGGAAACAUUAAGGUGGAAACAUUAAGCAUCAAAGGGACGAUGGACGGGGCCAUGUACCGUCAAAUCUUGGGUGAGAACCUCCUUCCCUCAGCCAGGGCAUUGAAAAUGGGUCGUGGAUGGGUAUUCCAGCAUGACAAUGACCCAAAACACACGGCCAAGGCAACAAAGGAGUGGCUCAAGAAGAAGCACAUUAAGGUCCUGGAGUGGCCUAGCCAGUCUCCAGACCUUAAUCCCAUGGAAAAUCUGUGGAGGGAGCUGAAGGUUCGAGUUGCCAAACGUCAGCCUCGAAACCUUAAUGACUUGGAGAAGAUCUGCAAAGAGGAGUGGGACAAAAUCCCUCCUGAGAUGUGUGCAAACCUGGUGGCCAACUACAAGAAACGUCUGACCUCUGUGAUUGCCAACAAGGGUUUUGCCACUAAGUACUAAGUCAUGUUUUGCAGAGGGGUCAAAUACUUAUUUCCCUCAUUAAAAUACAAAUAAAUUUAUAACAUUUUAUACAUGCGUUUUUCUGGAUUUCUUUGUUGUUAUUCUGUCUCACUGUUCAAAUAAACCUACCGUUAAAUUUAUAGACUGAUCAUUUCUUUGUCAGUGGGCAAACGUACAAAAUCAGCAGGGGAUCAAAUACUUUUUUCCUUCACUGUAACUGGUUCUAGUACAAUUCUCCCCCUCCUCCCCGAAGUCAAGUGUGGAUUUAAAACCGUUACAUUUGUCCAUGGGCUGCAUGGCCUAGUGUGACAUUUCCACCAUAUUCCUUACACUAACCACGUUUUUAUCCACAGUUGCUAUGCGAGUAAAGUCAUACAGUAUAAUACAAAUAAUCACGACGGCUAUAAUGGUACAAUUUUAUAAAUGCUGACAGAUAAUUUGUUUGUUUGACAUGGUGUGAUCUUUUUCUGUCUGUAAAAUUAAUUAUACGAGAAAUGGCAGUGGAAAUGCCUUUAUGUGCAAAUAUUGAUAUAAUAACCAUCAUAUUGAAGUAAACUUGGAGUCAUGAAAUGUAAUGGUGUGUGGUCCUCCCACUACGACUCCUAAAAACCAUGCAGUUUAUUAGGCUACAGAUGAAAUGACUUAUGAGGAACUUCACAGGGUGGUGAAAGUGCACAGUGAUCUUGAUGCUCCUUUCCAAUAAAUAUAGAGAGUCUGAUUCUGGUGACAUGAUGAUCAAUGCUUGACUGCCGUUUGACAAAUACAAAUAUUCUCGAUGUGAUCCAUAAUAUAAUCUCAUCAUGUAGACUAGCCUAUUUACACAGCCUACCUGCACUAUAGGCCUGUGAGCGCAUGUGCCAAGACCAGAGUAGGCACAUUUGCAGUUUUUAUGACAAAACUGUCGGUAGAGUUGAAAAUGCUGUGGCAACACAUUGAACUUUAGAUUUUAAUUCGGUACAUGAAAACGUAAGCAAAAAAUGACUUUUUGUGCACUACGUCAUCACAUACUGAUUUGGUAGAGUCCGUGCAUAUUUUCUUUAAGCAGACUAUUCGCAUGAAAAUCUGUCGCCAAUUGGAUAGAAACCUAGCAACUGACUGGUAUCAGUCCAUUCUCUUUCAAUCCAUGAAAGGGAGUGAAAAGUGCACACUUCUAGGAGAAGGUUGAGAAUCGGAUCACAGCAAAUCCUUUUCGACUCUUCUACUGAAGUGUCUCUUCCCUGCGCUCUCUAUCCCCUGCACUCUUUUCCCCCUCUUUCUUACAUUUUCUCUCUCUCCAUCUCGCUCUCUCUCAGGGCUCCAGAGAUUCUGACGCGUACAGGACACAACCGGGCGGUGGACUGGUGGAGUCUUGGAGCCCUGAUGUAUGACAUGAUGACGGGCUCGGUGAGAGACAGAGAGAAAGAGAGAGAGAGGGGGAGUGAGCGGGAGAGAGAGAAAGAGAGGGGAGGGGGGGGGGGGAAGUGAGCGGGAGAGAGAGAGAGGAGGGAUGGGGUGUAGGAUGAGAAAAAGAGGAGAGCAAGAGAAAAAGAGGAGAGCGAGAGUUUUAGAGAAGAAAUGGGAAGGAUGCGCCUACAGUGCAUUGGGAAAGUGUUCAGACCCCUCAACUUUUCCCACAUUUUAUUACGUUACAGCCUUAUUCGAAAAUUGAUUAAAUUGUUAUUUUUUGUCAUCAAUCUACAGAUAUACCCCAUAAUGAAAAAGCAAAAACAGGUUUAGACAUUUUUGCAAAUGUAUUAAAAAUAAAAAAACGGAAAUAUAUUACAUUUACGUAACUAUUCAGACCCUUUACUCAGUGCUUUGUUGAAGCACCUUUGGCAGCGAUUACAGACUUGAGUCUUGGCACACCUGUAUUUGGGGAGUUUCUCCCAUUCUUCUCUGCAGAGCCUCUCAAGCUCUGUCAGGUUGGAUGUGGAGCGUCGCUGCACAGCUGUUUUCAGGUCUCUCCAGAGAUGUUCGACCGGGUUCAAUUCCGGGCUCUGGCUGGGCCACUCUAGGACGUUCAGAGACUUGUCCCGAAGCCACUCCUGCAUUGUCUUGGCUGUGUGCUUAGGGUUGUUGUCCUGUUGGACGGUGAACCUUUGCCCCAGUCUGAGGUCCUGAGCGCUCUGGAGCAGGUUUUCAUUAACGAUCUCUCUGUACUUGGCACCGUUCAUCUUUCCCUCAUUACUUACUAGUCUCCCAGUCCCUGCCGCAGAGAUGGUUGUCAUUCUGGAAGGUUCUACCCAUCUCCACAGAGGAACUCUGGUGCUCUGUCAGAGUCACCAUUGGGUUCUUGGUCACCUCCCUGACCAAGGCCCUUCUCCCCUGAUUGCUCAGUUUAGCCUGGCGGACAGCUCUAGGAAGUGUCUUGGUGGUUACAAACGUCUUCCAUUUAAGAAUGAUGGAGGCUACUGUGUUCUUGGGGACAUUCAAUGCUGCAGAAAUGUUUUGGUACCCUUCCCCAUAUCCGUUUCACAACCUAAUUCUGUCUCGGAGCUCUACAGACAAUUCCUUUGACCUCAUGGCUUGGUUUUUGCUCUGACAUGCACUGUCAACUGUGGGACCGUAUAUAGACAGGUGUGUGCCUUGCCAAAUUAUGUCCAAUCAAUUUAAUUUACCACAGGUGGACUCCAAUCAAGUUGUAGAAACAUCUCAAGGAUGAUCAAUGGAAGCAGGAUGCACCUGAGCUCAAUUUUGAGUCUCAUAGCAAAGGGUCUGAAUACUUAUGUAAAUAAGGUAUUUCUGUUUUUAAUACAUUUGCAAUAAUUUCUAAAAACCUGUUUUCACUUUGUCAUUAUGGGGUAGUGUGUGUAGAUUGAUGAGGAAAACAAUUAAUUGAAUCCAUUUUACAAUAAGGCUGUAACGUAACAAAAUGUGGAAAAAGUUUAGGGGUCUGAAUACUUUCUGAAUGAAUGAAGGAAUCAUUAUUGGGAUAAUUAUUGAUUUUGAUUAGGAAUGUUAAGUACAGUAAGCCACUAUUAUAAACCAAUUGGAUAGCAUUUGAAAGACGUUUGACUCAAACCUCUGUGUUCUUCUUGCCUCUCCCUGUCUCUCCCCCGUAGCCUCCGUUCACUGCUGAGAACAGGAAGAAGACCAUUGAUAAGAUCUUGAAGUGUAAACUCAACCUACCGCCCUACCUCACACUAGACGCCCGAGACAUGAUCAAAAAGGUAAAGACACCCACCCCUCCCCAUCUCAUUAGGUUUAAGAACAGUUAUCAUCCUAAGAAUAGAGGUCAAGACUCAAUCUCUUUCUCUCAUUCUGUCCUUCUCUCUUUCACCCACUGUCCUACAUCUCUUUUUCUCUCUCUCUCUACAUCUCUUUUUCUCUCUCGCUCUACAUCUAUUUUUCACUCUUUCUCCAUCUCUUUUUCUCUCUUUUCCUCCAUCUUUGUCCAUCUCUUUUUCUCUCUUUCACAUCUUUCUCUCUCUUUCUCAUCUAUUUUUCUCUAUCUCUCUCUCUUUCCAUCUCUUUUUCGCUCGCUCUCUAUCUCGCUAUCUCUCUCUUUUUCUCUCUCCUUUUCUCUUUUUCUCUCUCUUUCUCUCUCUCUCUCCUUUCUGUAGCUGCUGAAGAAGAGUCCUUCUCAGAGGUUAGGCUCCAGUGCGGCAGACUGUAAAGACAUACAGGUGAUAGACACACACGUCUCCCGUUCACUCCACUCUCCACAUCUCUCUUUGUUUUCUAUUGACAUCAUAAAGCAUUGUAAUAGGCUUGGGGUCAAUUCAGGAAGUAAACAGACAUUUCUACCUCCUCGAAUUGACUGAAAUGAAAUUGACCCUAACCCUGCUUUGUUAUGAUCAGUGCUUAUAGUGAUAGCAAUUGAACCAAAUCCAAUGGCGCACUGUACAGGGAUGGAUUCUAAGUGCAGCGUUUUUCUGCUGGUUUUACAGAAGCAUCUCUUCUUCAGACACAUCAACUGGGACGACCUCCUGAAUAAGAGGUGUGAGCCGCCCUACAAGCCAUGCCUGGUACGACCCACUAUUCUACUGUCACUCUUUCAACAGCACCUUUUAUUCAACAGCUAAAAUAUCAAAUCUGUGCUGGGUCUUUUUAAAUAAUUGAGGAGGUACCUGUAAAGUUGAAACUGUGGCAUCCCGCUCUAUGAGCACGGUUACAUGCACAUUAUAAUAUGAUUAUUGUGGAUAGUCAAAUUAAUAUAAUAGUUCGUUUAAAACGUUCACAUGCUUUGCAAGAAGAACGAUCGCCUAUCAAAAUAAACGUUCUACCACAGCGACCAUGUUAUUUUUGGAAGUCUAUUCGAUUCUGAGUUCGGACAUAUAACGUUUGUAUGUGAAAACAAUUUUAUAAGACGCAUACAUUGUUUUUCCAAACUCACUUCAGUCGCGCAUUAGACGGAGGCUUGCGCUGCUGGCACAUGCGCAGAUCAAAUACACAGCUGGAAUGCCAAUUAAUUCUAAAGAAUGCUCAGAAAACCAGGUGUUUUAAUCGGCGUAUGCUUACUUCGAUUUUGACCUUAUGCCGAUUUAAGAUAAGCAGAGUUUAGUGUUUACAUGACUACUGCCAUACUCGGCCUACUGCCAUAAUCAGUUUAAUAUCUAAUUAUUAGAGUGCACGUAAACAUACUCUAUCUCCCCACAUUUAUUUAUCUUCUCCCACCAUUUCUCUCUCUCCAUUCAACCCCUGCCUCCUCUCUUUUUCUCCUCUCUUCACCCUCUGUAGCAGUCGGAUGAGGACGUGAGUCAGUUUGACACGAGGUUCACCAAGCAGACUCCGGUGGACAGUCCUGACGACUCCACAAUCAGCCACCAGCACGAACACGCCUUCGCUGUGAGACGAUUAUGUUUGAUAUUUUAGUCAUUUAACAGACGCUCUUAUCCAGAGCGACUUACAGUAGUGAGUGAAAACUUUUUUCAUACUGGUCACACAUGGGAUUCGAAUCCAGAACCCUGGCAUUGCAAGCGCCAUGCUCUACCAACUGAGCCACACGGGACCACGAUUACCUCUUCAUCCACCUUUUCACCACUUCGUCUCUCUCCAUUUGCUCCCUUCAUCUUUUCCCUCAGUCAUUUUCCUCCUCCUUUCACCUCCUCUCUCUGUCAUGGGUUCACUCUUUCUUCUCAACCUCACACAUGGGUCAUGUUCAUUUGGCACUAAAUGGAACAAAAUGGACUGAAGCAGGGAGGGGCUACCUGGACUAGUCCAAUAAGAAAAGGUUGUUUUCGUUUUAAAACAGUUUCAGUUGCCAGUAUUAUUGAACACGACCCUGUUCUCACCUGUGACAAAACACCUCUUAUUCUGGUCUUUCCCCACAAAAUAGAGUAGUGGAAGUGUUGCUAGAAUGACUAGUCUACCUAUAUCAUUAAUGGCUGGUAUUGUUGUUGUUUUCUGUCAGGGUUUUACCUAUGUGGCUCCCUCUGUGUUGGAGAGUCUGAAGGAGGGCUUCUCCUUUGAGCCACGGACACGUCCUGUACGCAGACACAACAGCAGCCCACGUACCCCCAUCAGGUGACACACACACAUAUAUACACGGCAAUACACUCACAAAUGUAUUUAUUUGGACUGAUGCUAAAUCUUUUUUAAUUUGACUCUAUACUCCAGCAUUUUGGAUUUGCGAUCAAAUGUUUCAUGUGAGGCGACAGUACAGAAUGCCACCUUUUAUUUGAGGGUAUUUUCACACAUCUGUUUUACCGUUUAGUCUCCCCUUUUGAACAUGUAUUUGGACAAAUUCACUUAGUGUAUUAAAGUAGUCAACAUUUUAGUAUUUGGUCCCAUAUCUCUAGCUACAGUAUCUACAGCUAGAGGCACAAAGAUCAUACAGUGCCUUCAGAAAGUAUUUACACCCCUCGACUUAUUCCACAUUUUGUUGUUACACUCUGAAUUCAAAAUUGAUUAAAUAAUUUUACAAAAUUGACAAUAUUCUUAAAAUAAUUAUUCAAGCUCUGUCAAGUUGGUUGUUGGUCAUUGCUAGACAGCCAUUUUCCAGUCUUGCCAUAGAUUUCCAAGUAGAUUUAAGUCAAAACUGUAAUUAGGCCACUCAGGAACAUUCACUGUCUUCUUGGUAAGCAACUCCAGUGUAGAUUUGGCCUUGUAUUUUAGGUUAUUGUCCUGCUGAAAGGUGAAUUUGUCUCCCAGUGUCUGUUGGAAAGCAGACAGAACCAGGUUUUCCUCUAGGAUUUUGCCUGUGCUUCGCUCUAUUCUGUUAAUUUUUAUCCCCAAAAAACUCCCUAGUCCUCGCUGAUGACGAGUAUACCCAUAACAUGAUGCAGCCACCACCAUGCUUGAAAAUAUGAAGAGUGGUACUCAGUCAUGUGUUGUUGGAUUUGCCCCAAAGAUAACGCUUUGUAUUCAGGACAUAAAGUUAAUUUCUUUGCAACAUUUUUUGCAGUUUUACUUUAGUGCCUUCAUUUUCAAUUAAUUUGUAAAAAUAUCUCAACAUAAUUCCCCUUUGAAAUGAUGGGGUAUUGUGUGUAGGCCAGUGACACAAUCUCUAUAUACUACAUUUUAAAUUCAGGCUGUAACACAACAACAUUUGGGAAAUGUCAAGGGGUGUGAAUGCUUUCUGAAGGCGCUGUACCCCCAGAACAUGCUAACCUCUCACCAUUACCAACAACAAUAAGGUUGGCAUUUUUGGCAGGGGUUAUGAUAUUUAUGCCUCUAACUUUCUCACUCAUCAUUAUCCAUAAUCGUGGUAGCAUCCACAUCAAUGUAGACGUGUUCAGAAACAUAUUCUAUUCUUGUUUAAUAUAAAAGUGACUCCAAAAUGACACUGUUAUUUAACAUUCAUUUCUGUAGAGCACAACAUGAUCCGAAACACAACCAAAACCAAACUGCAAAUGCAUCCAAUACGUUUGUAGAGUUACAAGCUUAAUGUAGUCAUUGUGGGAUAGGAAUAUGGGGCCAAAUACUAAACUUUUGACUACUUUAAUACACUAUAAGUGAAUUUGUCCAAAUACUUACACCUUCAAAUGGGGGUGGCUAGAUACUUAAAGUGCUUUCAUUUCUAAACGGUAAAACAGAUGUGUAUGAAAAUACCCUCAAAUUAAAUGAAUGUCACCUCAUAUGAAACAUUUGAUCUCAUAUCAAAAAUGCUGCCGUGUAGAGCCAAAUUAAAAUAUUUAUCUUCACUGUCCAAAUAAAUACUUAGGGGAGUGUGUGCAUACACACACACACACACACACACACACACACAUAUACAUGCACACUGUACAUACACACUGUACAUACACACACCUCAACCCCACCCCAUGUAGAUGUGAUUAUUAAUAUAUGUUUUUCCCUCUGCCCUUAUCUAAUGUCUCUCUCCCUCCCCUUUUCUUUCUAUGAUGUUUCUUAUUCUCUCUCCGCAGUCCUAUUAAGUUCUCUCUCGCCGGGCCAUUCGCCAAGUCCAGAGGAGGAGCAGGGGGAGGAGAGAGCGAGUCUGACCUUCUCUCCCAGACCUCGUUCCGUCUCCCGCCAACACCCCCGCCCACCGACAAUGGCGCCACGCAGCCAAUCAGCACACCCGGCCGGAACAAGAAGCAGAAGGGUAACCGGAGAUGAACUGGAGUAGGCGGAGUCGGGAGGAAUCCGACCUUUUGGCCGCGUUCCAGGCUGACUACUUUGCAGUCGUGCCGCACGCAUCCACCAAUAGCUGAUUGCCACGUCAUCGACAGUGGGCGCUGGUUGCUGUAUCAUACGAUGUGUUUAGCUGAUAUGUUUAAGACUUAUCCAGGUGUUGUGAGAUCUGGCAGACGACUGCUAUGUAGUCAGUCUGGAUCGCGACCGUUCUCAGGGGGCCCUGUGUUUCUCACAGGCUGA